Molecule: messenger RNA, 1239 nt
Organism: Seminavis robusta
Lineage: Eukaryota; Bacillariophyta; Bacillariophyceae; Naviculales; Naviculaceae
Source: the annotation of a GenBank genome assembly
AUGGGAAUCUCCCAGACACCCACAAGGGAACAUGGACCAACCUUGGACCCACCCAAAAGCACUCAAAAACCAUUGAACUCAGUCUCACUGACGCUGCUCGACAGGCGGUCAUUCAACAACACCUGCGGUCAGGCCAGCUACAAGCUAGUCAAUCCCCGCCAACCGGAUGGAUUUAUCGAUGUCGCCCUCACCAAGAAAUCCACUCCAAUGAACCAAGCCUUCUGUAAGCCCUCCAAGACAACGAGAGCGCCAGAAGAGACCACAAAUCGAUUUCUAGCACUGUGCGAUACUAAUGAUAUUUGGUUGAAAAGAAACCAACAGCACAAUGACACGGAAGCAGACAAUGCAUCGAUGAAAACAUUAGGAACAACAGGUACAGCAUCAACCAUUCGUUGCCUCGAUGACACGCCUCCACGAACCAAUAGCCAACGAUCGUCCACAAAAGCAGGUCCAAGACGUCACCACACAAACCAACAGCAGUCCAAAGAUGUACCGCGUGUCAUCCACCCAAUGUCGCUACCCUUACCACCCGUACUCGUCACGACGGCCACAAGACCUGUUGCAUGGGAAAGACCAAUUCCAACGAAAUCGUCUUGUUUUCCUCUAACUAGUCUCAAACCUUCGAAAAGAAGCAAAGGUGGAAGCCAAGGGAAAUCCAAACGAAAUACUCAGAGACGAAAAGACGAAGAAUCAAUUGUUGUCGAUCCAACCAACAGCAUCGAUUGGCCCAAGUUACACUCAUCCUCGAAGCCGCAACAGCAGGAGACUGAUGAAGAUCCCACGAAUUCUCUGGCUACUACCGCUGUUACUACUACUGCUACGGAAUGGCCAAAACUAUCUACUGCAAUAAACACGUCCGAUCUAUCUGUAUUCUCGACACCACAAUUGCAACGUGAUGAUUGUCUUGCCAAGGUACAACCAAAGCAUCCCACUGAAGGUGCCGAUGACCAUAGCAAACGUUCCAAACGCUUCAGACUCAAAGCCUCCAUUCAAGAGUUCCUCGCUGGCAAACAAAUCGGGCGACAGAAUACCAUCAGCAACAAGGGCACGACAACGGACGGAACCGCCAUCGAAUCUUCACCAGCAGCUCUGCCUCAGCCUACAGUGAUACUGCAACGAUCGCGCGUCUCCAUCAGCAUCCACACCACGGCGAUACUCAAAGGAUCGUGCUACCCAUGCAACAAAGUCCGGUACAACAACAGCAGAAUUCUCAAUGCCAGUGGUGUGUCCAACCUGUAA